This is a messenger RNA of Vitis riparia (riverbank grape), 1089 nucleotides long. RefSeq names its product polyadenylate-binding protein-interacting protein 5-like. NCBI's taxonomy places the organism in Eukaryota, Viridiplantae, Streptophyta, Magnoliopsida, Vitales, Vitaceae. Gene Ontology annotation, molecular function: ubiquitin binding. The transcript has 4 exons. The coding region runs from base 263 to 859 and encodes 198 amino acids. The record is from RefSeq and is a predicted model, not a curated record.
AGCAUCAAAAAUCAAUAUAUGGUUUCGUCAGCGCGCUUCUGCGUUACAUUCACCUUUUCGACACUCUCCAAUGGCUUGAUCGAUCUCUCUCCGAUUCGAUUCGAUUUCCGAUCCUUCUCGCUCCGUACAGGUAUAUGCGGGUCGUGCGAUCUUCCGCUAGGGUUUUUAUUUUCGAUCAAGACGGAGUUCGGAGGUUGCUUGUGUUUGUGUUCUGUUUGGUUGCUGAGAAAUAAAAGUGUGAUCUGUUAUACGAAUUGAGACAAUGAAGUCAGGAACAUCAUCUUUGAAUCCAUUUGCAGAAUCUUACAUACCGCUCUCCAAGAGAGAACCUAAAAAUGAGGGCAAAGCUGCUGAGAUCACAGCAGAAAAUUCUUCAAAGAGUAGUGAUGAGACUACUUGGUUUGACACUCGUUCUCAAGGCCCCAAGGUGACAAAACAAAUCUAUCUUCAAAGAGAUGCUUCUUUUGACCUGAACAUACAUGGCAUUGAGGAGCUACUCAUUGGUGAAGAUUUCAUGAAGAAGGGCCAUGAGAAUCCAAGUAAUGAGACAGAAAAAUAUUACACAGAUGAAGACUCUCAGAUGGAUUUGGCUUAUCUGGGGACCUUGUUUCCUGGUAUAUCAGAUCAGUCCCUCCUGGAUGUAUACACUGCAAAUGGUGGUGACUUGGAAGCAUCUAUCGAUAUGCUGAACCAACUUGAGUUCUACCCUGUUGAUGCUCGCAGACAUCUUCCGGAGAGCUUGGACAUUGGUGAUGUCUCAGAUGUCAAAUCUUCAGCUGAAGGUUCCUCCAAACUGAAGGGCAUCUGCCCUGGAGAAGCCUGUGGGUCGUCUUCGUCUGGUCCUUCUCCAUCCCCAUGACUGGAUUUGAUUGAAGAAAUCCUGCUGAGAGGGCUGUGGCUUAAUUUUCUUAAGAAAGAAUGAUGGUUUUCUUUGGAUGCGUGGCUGAAUUUACAGUUUCUUCUUUGGUUCUUGUAGCUUGCAUUUCAAAUAUGGUUCCUUCAUUGUCUAUCCCUCUGUGCAGUUCUCUUACAAGUUGAGACUUUUUGUUUACUCUAUAAAAAGAGGAAAAAAAGAAAAAACAUAAAUAA